GGAAAUUUCCAGGCUAAAUACUGUUCUUCAACAAUCUCCCGCACGUAAAGCUAUUGAGAAGGCUAAAGAUACUAAAAUCGAAAUAUUAGAAAGAGAGAAGGAGGAUUUGCUCGAACGGGUCAAAAUGCUUAGGGUGACGGUUACAGAUAUGUCUACUCCAAGCAAGGUCUUCAACAUCACGGGGAUUUCUCCUAUACAUCGACAGGUUCUGUCUAUGUCAAUGAAGGCUCCCAAGACACCUGGAGGGCCACUUAGAGACCUUUCAUGGCUCAACAAUACGACUGCUGAGCCCUCCGUUUCUCCCCUUCUAACAGAAAUAUCUCGCCUGCAGCGUGAGCUGGACCGAGCCAAUGACAGUAUUGACGAUAAACUGGACAAACUCGAAGAUGCUGGCUUAGGGGUCGUUGGAUUAACGCAGGACCUUGAGGAUGCGCGCUCAAAGAUCUUGGUUCUUGAAGAAGAGAUCGCGCAGCUGACAAGACGAGAAGAAAGGCGCCUUCAGCGACUGGAGAGGCUCAGAUGCCAAAAAUGUCUCGUGAAAUUUGACCUGUCAGGCUUGAAUAUUUUUGCGGAUGAAAGCUCCGCAGAAAUAUCGCACAGCUACCUUCCAUCCAAUCCUCCGACACCUCCUACAAAAACGAGUGAUGCUUUGCGCUCAGAUCUUCAAUCUGUCAAUGCGCAACUCAGUGCCAUGAAGAAGCAAUGGAAAGAGGAAAAGUCACAACUGCUUGGUGAAAAUGCUGUGCUUCAAGAUGCCGCAAACCGACUAAAUGCUCAAGUGCGUGAUGCAAAGGAUGAGGUAAAGAGGGUAGCAGCCAUAGAAAAGGCUGGCGAGAAGGCGCGAGUCGGCAUACAAGGGGAACUAGACCAAGCUAAGCAAGCGAUCGCGGAUCUUGAAGGCGAACUUACAGCUGAAAGGACCGGACUGAGACAAAUGUCCACCGAGCAGAAUCGCGUCCAACGAGAGCGGGAAGAUAUUGUUCACCAGCUACAAAGGACCGAAGAGGACAUGAACGAUGUAAAGCGACAACUGCAGAAAGUCAAACUGGAAAAUCACGAGUUGGAAAAUGAACUUCGCACGAACGCCAACGUUGAGCAGAAGGCUAGACUCCUCGAGGUCAAAGUUACAGAAAAUGUCGAAACAAUAGACCAGUUACGGCAAGAACGAUCAUUGCUAGCUACUAACUACAAAGAUCUGCAGCGGAAAUUCUCAGACGUUUCAGAGCGUGGUAACAAACUUCGGGAAGAUUAUGCUCUUUCCCAGACAUCACACGACAAUCGUCGUCACCAGCUAGAUCUCCGCCUACUUGAGAUUGAAGAUCUGCGACGUACUUUGGCC
Serpula lacrymans var. lacrymans S7.9 is the source of this 1339-nucleotide messenger RNA. RefSeq lists its product as uncharacterized. NCBI's taxonomy places the organism in Eukaryota, Fungi, Basidiomycota, Agaricomycetes, Boletales, Serpulaceae. The transcript has 7 exons. The record is from RefSeq and is a predicted model, not a curated record. The annotation marks the transcript as partial.